AUGCCAAAUAUGGAGGCUAAAGGUUCUGAUACUAUUGAUGGAAUAGCUGCAAAUAUGAAUUACAUUUCAUCAUCAGUAUUUUCUACAAAGAAUACCUUCACAAUGGAACUUCCUGCUAAACUCAAAGUUGACGCCGAACUUCAAGGAGACGAUCAACCUCCUAAAAGCAUGACUUGUAAUGGUAAUGUGAAAGCACUUUAUAUGAUGGGAAAUUCUUUAAAGAAAGUCACAUAUACUAUUUCUGAUGCACAAUAUUCAUUCCCAAUUAUCGCCGACUCAGCUGCAGCUGGAGCCUCACCUGUAAAUGCUAAAUCAGUAUUCUUCAUCAGUACUCCAAUGAGCAUCGCUAAUUAUAUGGAGAGAAAGAUGAAUCCCAAUGCUAGAAAGUUACAAGAAACGAUGACAGUCGAGAUUGAUUCUACUAUAACAGUUACAGUUCAACCAGCAGCAGAAUCAUCUGCAGACGGAGAAGACCAAGAGAGCUUAAUAUAUGCAGGUCAUUUUAUUUUUUUUUCUUAA
Messenger RNA from Trichomonas vaginalis G3, 519 nucleotides. RefSeq lists its product as uncharacterized. The record is from RefSeq and is a predicted model, not a curated record. The transcript has a single exon. Lineage: Eukaryota; Parabasalia; Trichomonadida; Trichomonadidae. Bases 1 to 519 code for a protein of 172 amino acids.